CGGCGGCCUCUUCGCGGCGUUGUCCUGCCUCCGCUGGGCCAGGCUAAGCUCCGGCCCGGUGUCGCGCCUGGGUCCCAAGAGCCCCGGACUCCGCGCUCGCAGUUCCGGGGCGGUCUCCUCGUGGUGGCGCCGGCGGAAGGGCGCGCCGUCUUCGUCUCCGGCAGCGCGCACCGAUGGCGCAGGGCAAGCAAAAGUUCCAGGCGCGCCAGCCGGCCUCGGCCAGGAAGAAGGCCGCCGUCGCCCGGGGGCCUCGCAAGGGAGGUCGAAUAAUUGCUCCUAAAAAAGCUCGAGUGAUCCAACAGCAGAAACUGAAGAAGAACCUUGAGGUCGGCAUCCGUAAGAAAAUUGAGCAUGAGGUGGUGAUGAAGGCCAGCACCAGCCAGCCCAAGAAACUGACCCUGCUGAAGACACCGAAACCGGAGGCCAAAAAAGAGCCUGGAGGCUCCAGCCAGCCCUAGCUGUCCUUUGAGCACUGGAGCUGGUGGCAGAGGGUUGCCUGCUGCUCUCGGAUGACCGGACCCAUGCCACCCCCUUGCAGAGUUUGAGGGAUCUUUAAACUUCCCCAUGUGGUAGCCCGUCAAAUGAAAAGUUUCCUUUCCCCAGAAAGCCGUAUGAGCUGCUGGGGGCAUAGUUCUAUAUUCCUGGGUGGAGAGCUUUGAUUUUCAGCGUGGACAAACCUUGAGUGGUCUUAUCUAGCAUUUGUAGCCACUACUGGAGCCGUUGCUUCAGGUUUUCACCAACGCAAAUUGACAAGAGCUGGACUAGAAAUGGAGAAUCUCACGCCUAAGGAAGGGGGAUGAUACCAAGACUGUUCUGUAUGGCUUGGCACCCUCUCCACGUGGCAUCCUUGCCUACAGUUGGACUUACUGUUUUCAUAGGAGCCCAGUAGCCUGGCACAGUGCCCCUGCACACUGCAGGAGCAAAGUGGAUAGAUUGUAGGAUGUAGGCCGCAGGGCUCCUAGGCAAACAUGGUCCAGUGUUUGAACAUUAAGCAGCACAGGCAAACACGGUCCCAAUCCCCGUCUCCUGUUCGCAACUAACACUGUAAGAUUUGUAAUGCCCACAUAAGGCUUCUGCCCUGAAUCAAGGGAGUCAGGAGGAAGCAGUCUGGGCUCAGGGGCUCCUGGAAAUUUGCUUGGUUUUCUCACACUUCUGUGCUGUGAUUUCUUCCUCUGUCAUCUACUCUCUGGUAUUCAGUGUGGUGCAUCACAAAUCUUCUGUUGCUGACCUCAGUCUCAUCCCUCUUGUACAGCCUGAAAAACAAUCUGUGCUGAUUGCAGUUGCAACCAGAAGGUCUCUGGCUGGGUAGCUGACUCCUGAAAGCAAGCACACACACCCCUCCUCCAUACCUUUUUGCCUCAUAGUUUCACAUGUAUGCAGACCAGUUGUCCCAGAACUACAGUAACAUUUUGAAAGUUAAAUUCUUGAUCAUAUAACAGAUGCAAAUGUUGUUCUAUAACUAAAAAGUGAAUUUACAAUGCAUUUAAUAAAUAUAGGAGGCGUAUUUUAA
Eublepharis macularius is the source of this 1510-nucleotide messenger RNA. RefSeq names its product chromosome 19 C19orf53 homolog (gene C19H19orf53). The record is from RefSeq and is a predicted model, not a curated record. Bases 174 to 458 code for a protein of 94 amino acids. The transcript has 3 exons. Lineage: Eukaryota; Metazoa; Chordata; Lepidosauria; Squamata; Eublepharidae.